AUGGCUGGGGAAGUAGGAGAUAAAGAUAUCGUUUGUGAGUGGUUUCUCGGAGAAAAAUUUCCACCUCACGCAGCAGACAUUCUUACUAAACUUCAACGUCACGAAGGGACAAUAAAGUCUUUAACCUUUAGCAAUGAUGUCAAAGAUAAAGAUAAGAAAAGAGUGUACGCCCUUGUAUGUGAAACGUUAAAAUAUACGGCCCCACUCACAACCAUAAUCAACAAGACGAAUCUUCUCGCUCAAGAAAAGAGGCUAUAUUAUAACCUUGCUUUGGUAUUACUUCACGAUCUGCUUUUUACUAAUCAUGGGAUUCAAGCAUCAGAUGGCAUAUACAGAAGAGCUGUUAUAAAACAUGAAAUUCAAUUAAGAGCCGAAUUGGUGAGAUUGAAAAUCCGUAUGCGUGUUAAAAGUAAUGAGGAGUUGAUACCGAAAGACAUUAGAAACAGUGUAAAUGUACCGCGUUUUGUGCGUGUAAAUAUCUUAAAGACCAGUGUCGAAGAAGUUAUUAAGCAUUUUUGUGAGCAGGAUGGAUACCGGUGUAUCGACGAACCUGAUUUUACGGAUUUAAGGCAAACUAUUAAGAGGGAUGUCCAUAUUCCAGAUCUCCUUGUCUUCCCACCUAAUACGGAUCUUCACGAUCAUGGACUUCUUCUAUCGGGGCAUAUAAUCCUUCAGGACAAAGCAUCUUGCUUUCCAGCCUACAUUCUCUCACCAUCAAAAGACGCACAUGUAAUUGAUGCAUGUGCCGCACCAGGAAAUAAGACUUCCCAUUUAUCAGCCAUUAUGGAAAAUACUGGGAAGAUAUGGGCGUUUGACAUUGACAGAAAGCGAUUAGACGUCCUAAAGGCUUUGACCGAACGAGCUGGAUGUAAGAGUAUCCUUUUAUCUGAAGAAGAAAACAUCGAAGCUAUUCAUCGCUCUUUCUUGAAUGUGGAUCCGAAGGAUGACAAAUUUGCAAAUGUUGAAUAUAUUCUUUUGGAUCCUUCUUGCUCGGGAAGCGGGAUUAUAAGCCGAUUGGAUUAUUUGAUAGAUUCGUUGGAGAAUAAUCUCGUGGUGUCAAACAAAGAGCAAAAGACAUGUUAUUCAAAAGAUGCGCGGUUACAAAAUCUGAGUGAAUUCCAAACUCAACUAAUUCUUCAUGCAUUCAAAUUCCCUUCCGUUAAGAAGAUCACUUAUUCGACGUGUUCGAUAUAUGCUGAAGAGAAUGAGCGUGUUGUUAAGGAAAUACUACAUGUGACAGAUGAUUUUGUUCUUGCUGACAGGAACAAAGUGAUUCCCUCCUGGGAACGAAGAGGUGAUAAUAAUGAGUUGGAUGAAGCGCAAAAGCUUAUCCGUACAUGCCCAGAGGAUUCAACCAACGGAUUCUUCGUAGCCUGUUUUGUAAGGAAAGUCAAACACUGUGGUUCUAAUAUCAAUAAGCGGGAACGACAACAUAAGAGCGACGAAGAAUACAUAGUUUCUAAUGACGGGGAGAGUCGAGGAAUAUAUCCUCCUGAAGAUUUCAAAAUGGUUAAAAGAUACGGACUCAAUAUACUCGUGUCUGCUGAUGAGAAUGUUAAGUGUUAUUUAAAAAAAGUCUUGUCGCAGGUCGAAGCUUGGUUAAUGGCAAAGAAAAUAAGCAAAUUGGUUCUGGCCAUAAUAUCAUGCGAUACUCGUCAGACUCUGGAGAGAUGGCAAUUUGAUGUACACGUUGUCAAGGAUAACGAGACCGAAGAGACUUCAAGAGAGACCGUGAAACCAAGGAGUGAGGUCAAUGCAGAGAUACAAGCGAUAAUAAGACAGAUUACGGCGAGCGUCACUUUUUUGCCCUUGUUAGAAGACAAAUGUACAUUUAAUAUUCUCGCAUUCACUGACAAAGACGCCGAAGUUCCGAAUGACUGGGGAGAUUCCGAUGCGCACUUAAUUCAGAACGCGGAGCAAGUCCGCUUGCGUUCAUUUUCCACCGACUUUCACAAGAUCGAUGCCAUGGUUGCAUAUCGACUUGACGAAGAAGGAAUAUAA
Molecule: messenger RNA, 2001 nt
Organism: Paraglomus brasilianum
Lineage: Eukaryota; Fungi; Glomeromycota; Glomeromycetes; Paraglomerales; Paraglomeraceae
Source: the annotation of a GenBank genome assembly